CAGUAAGUCAUCAGUUUCCACCGAAUCGUAGAAACGAAAAAGUGCCAACAUGAAAUUGAUCGUUUGUUUGGCCUUAGUGGCUUUUGCGGCGGCUGUACCCGUCCAAAAACCCAUAAUCAUCAAGCCUGACCACGUGGAAAUCAUCAAGGAUAUCCCUUCUGCAGGAGUGCACUUCAAGUUCCAGUACAACCCCACUGAGCAGGACAGAUUCAACUAUCAACCCUACGGACAAGAAGGUAACGUCUACCAAAUCGCUCAGUAUAUAACCUACUUGUUCCACCAAUCCCAAAAGCUUGGUUACACCCCCCUGCAGUUCGCCAAAUAUUUAACUGAACAAGACUAUCCAGAGUAUGUGGUCAAAUUCUUGGUCGAGGAGUACGAAAACGGACUGUCCAAGCCUUAUUUCCAGGCACCAUACGAACUUUUCCACUACUACACUACCCAAGAGUUCACUCCAGAAUUCCAGAAAUACCUCUUGAAAAACAUCGAACAUGUCUACGAACAACUCCAAGGAUCUUAUCCCUAUCAUGAGCAAGAAUUCUCGGGAGUACCAAAACCCAUUAUCGAAUACUUUAACCAACAAGGUUUCACUUCUCAACAAGCCGAACUGAUUUACCAACAGCUUGUGCAAAUGGAAAAGUAUGCUCAAAAUGCCAUGCAAUUCUUUGUUAGUGGUCAGAUGUCACCACAAGCUUACCCAUACAUCUAUCAGCAACUGGAGCAGGGCAUGGAGGCCAUCCAGGAAGCCCUCCGUAUCUACCAAAUUUACGGAAACAAGCAACAAAUGUACGUGCCAUACUAUGCUGCCCAAUACUACAUUGAACAUGUCCAUCAAGCUUACCAAUACUUCCAAAAUGUCUACAACUACAUUCAGCAACAAAACCUAAUGGCUCAACUCCCCAAAUACUUCAUUGACCAAGUACAAGUGGUUUACUUUGCUGCCCAAAAAGCUUAUCAACUAAAAUUCCAACAAGAGGGCUUCAUGACUUCACAAUAUUACCCCGCUGAUUACUACUACAAGCAAGUUCUUCAAUACAUCCAGAUGGCACAGAAAUACAUUCAAACCCAAGGUGCUUUCCCGGAAUCUGCUUACAUCUCUGAACAACUCAAUCGGGCGUUCUUUGCCUAUCGUUUAGCUUACCAAUACUACCAGCAACGCUACAUGGUGCAACCAAUUGUGCAAUACGCUCAACAACAGAUGCAACAAGCUUACCAAUACUUGAACUUGGCUUACUUGGCGGCCCAAAAGGUUGGACAAGAGUACUUGGUACAAGAACUGCAGCAGGCAAUGAAAUAUGCUCAGCAAAUGCAAAUUUUUAGCUCAGGAUACCAGUACCAAUACACCUCAAUCCACCAGUUGACUCAGCAGAUUUUAGAUGAAUUCAGACAAUACGUGGCACAAGGAAUGGUACCGCAGGAGUAUGCCUACUACAUCAUCCAGCAGCUCGAGUAUAUUUUAAAAUACACUUACAACGUCGAACACCCCAGCCAGUACGUCGUCCAACAAGUCUACCAGUACUACCAAAACAUCUUCAGAUACAUCCAAGAGGGCAAACUUCCAGAAUUUAUUUCCAAGUACUUUUUCGACAAACUCCAAUAUGUAUUCCAACUUCUAAAUGGGUUUGAGUACCAAUAUGGACCAUACAGUCAACAAUAUCAGGAAUACAUGAAAACCCCGGCUCAGUACAAUUUCUUCAAGGGUGAACAGUACCAGUAUUACCCUUACCAAUAUGCACCAUUCGAGUCAUAUACCAAGACCCCAUUUGAAUACUAUAAAAGUGCGAACUACCCUUACCAGUAUGGACCAUACAGCCAACAGUACGAGCCCUACACCAAAACCCCAUUUGAGUACUACAAAGGGGAAAGCUACCCUUACCAGUACCAAUAUGGGCAGCAAUAUAUGAAGACUCCAUUUGCAUACUAUCAAGGCCAGAGCUACCCUCACCAGUACCAAUAUGACUUUCCAUAUAACAUGAACGAGUUCAGCUUUCCUUCUGCUGCUUAAAGAACUGCAUUGACCAAGUGGACUCUUAGGACGAAGAUCCUCUACUAUUUAGCUGGAUGUUCAAAUUUAAGACUGAUAAUUUGUAUGUUUAACAACGGAGUCUAAAUAAAAAAUUAUUUUAAAAUUAA
Anthonomus grandis grandis is the source of this 2133-nucleotide messenger RNA. RefSeq lists its product as uncharacterized. The coding region runs from base 50 to 2005 and encodes 651 amino acids. Lineage: Eukaryota; Metazoa; Arthropoda; Insecta; Coleoptera; Curculionidae. The transcript has 3 exons. The record is from RefSeq and is a predicted model, not a curated record.